AUGUUGUCACUUCGCACUGCUGUGCGGAGAGCUUCCCCCAAUGUACGAGCGCUCUCCGCACCACGCGCCAUUCUUUCGUCCGCGAGACUGUCUGCGCCCUCUUGCCGCCAUACGUUGGGGGCAUCCGCUAUUUCGAUCUCACAGACUCGCCUUUACUCGCGAUCUGCUGAUUCCCAACUGGCCGCUACCCGGUCCACUGUGGUUCAGUUGUUGAGUAACAUCGGCUCGAAGCGUGAGGUGCAGCAAUACCUCUCUCACUUCACUUCUGUUUCCUCGCAGCAGUUUGCCGUCAUCAAGGUUGGCGGUGCUAUUCUCACGGAGCACUUGCAGACGCUCUCUUCGGCUCUUGCUUUCCUCAACCAUGUCGGACUCUACCCGAUCGUCGUACAUGGCGGUGGACCUCAGCUGAACCGCAUGUUGGAGGACGCUGGUGUGGAACCAGAGUUCGAGGAUGGAAUCCGAGUCACCGAUGGCAAGACUUUGGCUCUCGCUAGGAAGCUAUUUCUGGAGGAGAACCUGAAGCUGGUGGAGGAACUGGAGCGGAGGGGCGUCAGGGCUCGUCCCAUCGUCUCCGGGGUUUUCACUGCCGAUUAUCUCGACAAGGACAAAUAUAAGUUGGUUGGCAAGAUAAACGCUGUUGACAAGGCUCCCAUCGAGGCUGCCAUCAAUGCUGGUUGUCUGCCGAUUCUGACUUCCAUGGCGGAAACCCCUGAAGGACAGGUCCUCAAUGUCAACGCUGAUGUCGCUGCUGGUGAGCUGGCACGUGCUCUUCAGCCUUUGAAGAUUGUCUACCUAGCCGAGAAGGGAGGUUUGUUCAAUGGCGACACUGGCGAAAAGAUCUCCGCUAUCAAUCUGGAUGAAGAGUACGACCACUUGAUGAAGCAGUGGUGGGUGCGCCACGGGACACGCCUGAAGAUCAAGGAAAUGAAGGAGCUCCUCAGCGAUUUGCCUCGCACAUCCAGCGUUGCUAUCAUCCAUCCGGCAGAUCUACAGAAGGAACUCUUCACCGACUCUGGUGCCGGUACUCUAAUCCGCCGAGGAAACAAGUUGCACACCAAAACCAGCCUUUCCGAAUUUGAGGACCUGGAGAAACUGAAGGAAGUGUUGGUUCGUGACCGUGAAGGACUGGAUGCGCGGGCUACCGUUGAUCGCUAUGUUGACUGGUUGAGCGAACGCAAGUUCAAGAUUUACUAUGAUGAACCUAUGGAGGCAUUGGCGGUGGUGCUCCCUUCAGAGAACGAAUCCGGCUUGGCCCAGUUGGCCACUUUCACCAUUACCAAGUCAGGAUGGCUAACAAAUGUUGCCGAUAACGUCUUUGCCAGCAUCAAGAACGACUUCCCCAAGCUCGCUUGGACCGUGAAGGAAGAUGAUGAGAACCUGACUUGGUUCUUUGACAAAGCCGAUGGCAGUUUGAGCCGCGACGGCCAUGUUCUCUUCUGGUCUGGCAUUGAGAAUGGCGAGGAGGUCAAGGACUUGAUCCUUGAAUUCACCAAACAUGGCCGCCAGAUGCUGGGUAACGUCAACCUGGAAUCAAGGCUCCACCAUGCGGCGCAAGCGGCCCUCGCCAAGGGAUUUGGCGCCAGCGCUGCUUCUAUUGAACAGAAGCGUGCCUUUUCUUCCACCAGCAAUGCCCUCCGUGCUGUUCGCUUGACUCGUCCUACCGUUGCCGUGAGCGUCACCCGGUCUUACAGCACCACUAACCCCAACCCCCCUCUCGGAGACAAGAAUAUAUCCAAUAGCCAGCCAUCGAAGGUUGCCCUUAUUGGGGCUCGUGGUUACACUGGUCAGGCUCUUAUCAGCCUGCUCAACUCCCAUCCUCACAUGGAUCUCCGCCAUGUCUCUUCUCGAGAACUUAACGGAAAGAAGCUCCAAGGAUACGAAAAGCGCGAAAUCAUCUAUGAGAACUUGAGCCCCGAUGAUGUACGACGGAUGACCUCGAACGGAGAUAUCGAUUGCUGGGUUAUGGCCCUCCCCAAUGGUGUCUGCAAGCCCUUCGUAGACGCGGUGGACCAGGGUUCCGACAAAAACGGUGUGAUCAUCGAUCUGAGCGCAGAUUAUCGUUUUGACAACAGCUGGACCUACGGUCUCCCAGAGUUGGUUAACAGAUCUAAGAUUGCACGCGCAACGCGUAUUGCCAACCCCGGAUGCUAUGCUACUGCCUCGCAGCUUGGUAUUGCUCCUCUGGUGCCGUAUCUUGGUGGGCAGCCGACCGUUUUUGGUAUAUCUGGGUACUCAGGAGCUGGUACCAAGCCUAGCCCUAAAAACGAUGUCGAGAACCUCACAAACAACAUCAUUCCCUACAGCUUGACGGAUCACAUUCAUGAGAAGGAAAUCAGUUCGCAGCUUGGCACUCCAAUUGCGUUCAUUCCCCAUGUGGCUGUUUGGUUCCAAGGUAUUCAUCUUUCCAUCAACAUCCCUCUGGAGAAGGAGAUGACCUCUCGUGACAUCCGCAACAUCUACCAGGAUCGCUAUGCUGGUGAGAAACUUGUCAAGAUCGUCGGUGAAGCUCCUUCUGUGAAGAACAUUGCCGGCAGACAUGGCGUUGAGAUUGGCGGUUUCGCUGUUCACUCCAGCGGCAAGCGAGUGGUUGUCUGCGCCACCAUUGACAACCUACUGAAGGGUGCAGCAACGCAAUGUCUUCAAAACAUGAACCUCGCGCUCGGAUAUGGCGAAUAUGAGGGUAUUCCUCUUGAAUAA
This is a messenger RNA of Monascus purpureus, 2697 nucleotides long. Lineage: Eukaryota; Fungi; Ascomycota; Eurotiomycetes; Eurotiales; Aspergillaceae. The record is from the annotation of a GenBank genome assembly.